AUGUGUGGUAUAUUAUGGAUAGAUAUAGUUCUCAUCGCGUGUGUGUUUGGGCAAACAGGCCCAGUAGUGGACACGAGCGUUGGACAAAUAGUUGGGCUGAAAGAUGAGUUUAUUAAGUUUCUUGGGAUACCGUACGCUGUUGUUGAUGUCAACGACCCUUUUGGUCUAGCCAAACCUCACCCGCCUUUCAACACACCCUACUUCGCAAACAAAGAUCCAAUGGUGUGCCCGCAGGUUUAUAAUAAAGUUAUAUUACAAAGUGUGGAAAUGGUGUCACUGUUAUUAAUAGACGAACCAAAAAACAAUGAUUACUUAGCUAAUAUCACUUCAAAGCUCGGUAUCGAUAGUAAAGAUCUUAAAACUGUUGAUAUGAUUAAAGAAUUGUCUAAAAUUAAUACAGAGUUAAUAAUAUCAAUGACAAAAAAUGAUAAUUUUAGACCCUGCGUUCAUAAUUUGAUAAUUGGAGAUAAGAUGAAAAGAAAUAAUUUUAAAGAUAUGAAGAUUAUUAUUGGAAAUGCGGAGAAAGAAGCAUUAUUCUUUUAUACCGGUGUUGUAAACUAUACGAACAUGAUAGAAAUGGAAUUGAACAAGCAUUUUACAAAUAUACCAGAGAAAGGUGUGACCAAAGCUGAAAAUUUUUACUUAACUGGUAAUUUAAAAUACAACACAAUCGAUUUUGGUUGUGAUUUAUAUUUUAACUAUCCUGCAAUAAGAUCGAUUAGACAUUAUUUGAGGAAUAACGCGACAGUUUAUAGAUAUUUAUUCACGUACGAUGGUGGGAGGAAUUAUAUUAAAGUUCGAGAUGGCAUCGACGCAGAAGGCGCCACCCACGGCGAUGAACUUGGCUAUUUAUUUGACGCAGAUUUAUUUGGGGACACAAUUACAGCGGCAGAUCAAUCUGUUAUUGACACUAUAACUACUUUCUGGACAAAUUUUGCUAAAUAUGGGAACCCGACUCCUGAGGACUUAUCGUCAUUGACAUGGCCGAAGAUAGACGAUAAUUUAGAGUUCUAUAUGAACAUAGCAGCUCAUCCUGUGUUGGAAAGAAGAUACAGAGAAAAAGAAAUGGUCUUUUGGGAUUCGUUUUACAAAGAUUUUGGAGUUUAUUCAACAGGACACCGUUUCGCAGAAGAGGCUGAGUUCAUGAAGAAUCGAGCUUCACAGUUAGGGAUAAUGAUAAGUUUAAAUGUUGCAGUUGUUUUAAUAAGAUUUGUAAUGUAA
Molecule: messenger RNA, 1221 nt
Organism: Arctia plantaginis
Lineage: Eukaryota; Metazoa; Arthropoda; Insecta; Lepidoptera; Erebidae
Source: the annotation of a GenBank genome assembly